AUGGAGGCAGCAUUCUCAGGGGACCUCUUUAGGGUGUUGCUGGGACCCCAGGGCUUGCCAGGUCUUCUUACACUCUCCGGGGCAACGUUCCCAUGGGCCUCCCAUUUGCCCUACCAGGUGCGGCGCCCUAAGGGGCCCUCGCAGGAACGUCGGCGCACCCAGUGGCCGUCCCAGGGGCGGCGACGCCCCCAAGGACCCUCCCUAGGGCAGGUGCGGCUACCCGGAGCCCUCUCAGGAGCAGUAACGCCCCUAGGGGCCCUACCAGAGGUUGUAGCAGCCCCAGGGUGUCUUCCAGGGGUUAUGGCGCCCCCAGGGCCAUCUCAGAAGCGGCGGCGUUCCUCGGGGCCCUCCCAAAGGUGGCGGAGGGACUCUAACAGAUGCCCUCCGGGGGCAACGCUCCCAUGGGCCCUCCCAUUUGCCCUACCAGGUGCGGCGCCCUUAGGGGCCCUCGCAGGAACGUCGGCGCACCCAGUGGCCGUCCCAGGGGCGGCGACGCCCCCAAGGACCCUCCCUAGGAUGCCCUCCGGGGGUAACGCUCCCAUGGGCCCUCCCAUUUGCCCUAUCAGGUGCGGCGCCCUAAGGGGCCCUCGCAGGAACGUCGGCGCACCCAGUGGCCGUCCCAGGGGCAGCGACGCCCCCAAGGACCCUCCCUAG
Messenger RNA from Homarus americanus (American lobster), 654 nucleotides. Its product is annotated as basic salivary proline-rich protein 1-like. The coding region runs from base 1 to 654 and encodes 217 amino acids. The record is from RefSeq and is a predicted model, not a curated record. The transcript has 4 exons. Lineage: Eukaryota; Metazoa; Arthropoda; Malacostraca; Decapoda; Nephropidae.